Messenger RNA from Penicillium cataractarum, 921 nucleotides. RefSeq names its product tudor domain-containing protein. Gene Ontology annotation, molecular function: DNA-binding transcription factor activity. The record is from RefSeq and is a predicted model, not a curated record. Bases 34 to 921 code for a protein of 295 amino acids. Lineage: Eukaryota; Fungi; Ascomycota; Eurotiomycetes; Eurotiales; Aspergillaceae. Gene Ontology annotation, biological process: negative regulation of DNA-templated transcription. The transcript is spliced from 3 exons.
UUCUGCUCAAAGCACCCCCAACCAUUGCCCACCAUGUCCGACGUCGCCGCCUUGGAGGCCGAGGUCAAAGAAUUCAAGAUCCAGCUUGAAACCGUCCAAUCUAGCUUGCAGGUAGAACCCGAUAACACGGAGCUGCAAAGUCUCAAGACUGAACUCGAAGAACUCAUAACCCUCACCGAAACUGCCAUCGCCGAGCUCAAACCCGCCCCCGUAGCUAAGCCGACCCCAGCACCGACCAAGGAGACAUGGUCAUCAAAAGAAUCUGUCUCGCGGCCGUCACAGUCUACCUUCGAUCGGGCAGAUGAGACCGCCACCACCGCACCUCCACCAGCCGCCUCGUUCUCCGUCAACGACACUGUUCUCGCCCGCUGGGUUUCGGGCGACAAUGCUUUCUAUCCGGCUCGCAUCACCUCCAUCACCGGCUCAUCAAGCAAUCCUGUUUACCUGGUCUCGUUCAAGUCGUACGCGACUGUCGAGAACCUGACGGCCAAGGAUAUCCGCCCCAUUGCGGGCAAUGACUCUCGCAAGCGCAAAGCUGAUGGAACCUCAGGCAGUUCAGCAUCCCCUUCUCCCGCUCCGCCGUCAAUCUCACACGCCAAUGUGAUCUCGGCGGCAGCCGAUAUCAACCCCGCUCUUGCCAACCAAGCCCGUCAAGACCCUAGCAAGGCCGGGGAUGCGUCCGCACGUCCGGCCAAGGUUCCUCGCAAGGUCAAGGCCAACAAGGAAUUAGAGGCGGGCAAGAAUAAGUGGCAAAACUUUGCGGCCAAGGGCAAGGGCAAGUUUGGCAAGAAGGACAGCAUGUUCCGUACCGGUGACUCGGUCAAUGCACGAGUGGGAUUUACGGGAUCCGGCCAACAGAUGCGCAGAGACCCUGCGAGGACACGCCAUGUCUACCAUCAGGCUGAGGAUGAGGGCUACUAA